Molecule: messenger RNA, 412 nt
Organism: Oppiella nova
Lineage: Eukaryota; Metazoa; Arthropoda; Arachnida; Sarcoptiformes; Oppiidae
Source: the annotation of a GenBank genome assembly
UUAAAUUAAAAUAAAUUAAAGCACCAUGCUUAAAUCAAUUGUUUUAAUUAGUUUGUGUGGACUAGUGUUGGCCCACUAUAGUGAUGAUGAAGAGCACCAACAACUGCAUAAAUUGGCCGCCGAUAUCAUGCAAAAUCUACAGAAAGAUCAUAUGCCAGGUGAGGGAUCAAACAGUGGUGCCCCCAACGCACCCAUUCAUCACUUGCAUAAUAUCGGCAAAAACGCUAUGAAUUCAGACUUUAUUCAAAAGACGGAUAAAUUGAAGGUUUCGGUGGGCGUUAAAGGCAUUAAGUUUGUGUCGGUUGAGGCUAAUGGCAAAGUGGUGAACAUCAGCACCGGUUUUGGUGUCGGAGCCGUUGCUCUCUAUUCGGUGCAAACGGAUGACAACCAUUUGAUGCGUUACUAUAACUCU